AUGUCAAGAGCUAGUAAGAUAACGUUGGCUUCCACAAUAAUUUCAAAGGCAUUACAUCAAGGUCCUAUUAAAGAUGCUCAAAGACAACAAGAAAAGGCAUUGAGAAAGAAGUUAUUGGUCAACCAACAAGAACAUGAAAUACAACAAGAACUACGGAAACAAUACGAACAAUUACAACCUUUAAGUGGUCAAACGUUCACUGCAGAAGAGAAAAAACCAGAACCUGAACAAUCAUGA
This is a messenger RNA of Hansenula ciferrii, 237 nucleotides long. RefSeq names its product Pet117p (gene PET117). Lineage: Eukaryota; Fungi; Ascomycota; Saccharomycetes; Phaffomycetales; Wickerhamomycetaceae. The coding region runs from base 1 to 237 and encodes 78 amino acids. The transcript is spliced from 2 exons. The record is from RefSeq and is a predicted model, not a curated record.